Messenger RNA from Ruditapes philippinarum (Manila clam), 1049 nucleotides. RefSeq lists its product as uncharacterized. The record is from RefSeq and is a predicted model, not a curated record. Lineage: Eukaryota; Metazoa; Mollusca; Bivalvia; Venerida; Veneridae. The transcript is spliced from 4 exons. Bases 105 to 857 code for a protein of 250 amino acids.
UGACAUUACGUACGAUUGUUUGAUAAAACUGGACAGUUGAUACAAUAAAAAAAAUAUAUUAAAUAUAUUAUUAAAAUAUUUGGAACAGAAAAAGUGGUUUAUUGAUGGCUGAAUCAGAUAAAGCCGUGUCCAAUGGGAAAAGAUGUUUAAAGACAAAGUCGCCUUAUCUAUUCCUUCAUCCAGGAAGCCAUGCCGUGAGAACAACUCCUAAAAAAACAUGGAAACAAAAAUUUAAGGAUUUAGAGGAAGAAAAUAGAAGUCUUGAGGAAGAAAAUAGAAGUCUUAAAGAAAAAUUGAAGGAGUAUGAGAAUGAAAGAAAUCGAUGUAACAAGAUUUAUCAGGAACAUGAGGCCCACCUUGUCAGUAGUACUAGUUGCGAGAAUUUACAAGUUGGUAACCAUAACAACAUGCAUGUAGUACACAACUUUGAUGCAGAUAGGCUAGAAAAACUUCUUAAACGAUAUGAGGAAACCGAAGCAAUAAUGUCCUGUAGAAUUAAGGAACCUGAGAAAUUGCAGCAACAAAAUGAAACAAAGAUAGAGCACUUGAAAGGAGUUGAUCAACAUUUCCUUGUCCAACAGUUAACUGACAACGAAGAGGCGUGCCCUGUAACAUCAUUAUCAAAUAUUUGCAGAGAAACAAAUUCAAUUAUGAAGACCAUAGCACCAGAAAUCGCUCGUAUGAUAAGUUUGCAAUCAAGCAAAAUUGAUGACCCGAAACCAGAAUUCUGUUCAGCGUUUAGUGCGUCACAAAGAUUUACUUCGACUGUAUCUUUAGACGAAAGGAACCAUACAGCAGAUCGCAACAAAUGUCACAGAAGGAUUCAUUCAGAACUUAAUAUCAAUAUACAUGUCUAAUCUUUGCAUUACUACUGCUAUAGAUAUAUUAACAAAUUGAUUAAACCAUUCUUAAUUAAAACCUGAAUAUUAUAACAAAAUCUGAACAGACUUAGCUCAUGAUGUUCACAAUCAUGUAACAAUUUUUAUCAUUUGUUAAUCAUUCCCGACUUUCACACAUAUUAACUUUAUCAUCUGCAUAUAACUAUGAAA